Messenger RNA from Triticum dicoccoides, 1527 nucleotides. RefSeq names its product leucine-rich repeat receptor-like serine/threonine-protein kinase At1g17230. Gene Ontology annotation, molecular function: protein binding. Lineage: Eukaryota; Viridiplantae; Streptophyta; Magnoliopsida; Poales; Poaceae. The coding region runs from base 1 to 1314 and encodes 437 amino acids. The record is from RefSeq and is a predicted model, not a curated record. The transcript has a single exon.
AUGGCCUCAGCGGCGCGUCCCAAGCAACCUAGGGCCCCCGCCAUGCUUGUACUAUUGGCAUUGCUCCAGCUCUCUUUGGGCGCUAGCAAAAUCAAGUGCGCAACAGUCCCUGAUAAUAGCACGGAUGUGCUCUGGCUGCAAGCUUUCAGGCAUGAGAUCACUUCUGAUCCCUCCGGAUGGUUCACCUCCUGGAACUCCAGCACCAACCACUGCCAGUGGCCGGGAGUGAGAUGCAGUCGUAAGCAUCUAGGGCGCGUGGUGGCGCUCCGACUCUUUGGCCUGAACCUGACGGGCCAAAUCAGCUCCUCCAUUGGGAACCUUACGUUCCUCAGAACCCUGAACCUACACAGAAAUGGCUUCUCUGGCCGGUUACCUCCACUAAACCAUCUGCAAAAGCUUCAGGUCCUUGACCUGAGCAUCAACCAGUUGAAUGGUAGCAUCCCAGAUGCAAUUACCAACUGUUCCAGCUUAAGGAAAAUCUACCUUACUGGAAACAUCCUAGUAGGCGAAAUUCCUCCAAAAGUAAGCCUCCUCUCCAACCUCUCAGUUUUGGAUCUUUCCAGGAAUAACCUCGUCGGGAUCAUCCCGCCAAUCCUCGGCAACAUCACUACCAUACGAGUACUCAGUCUUGCGUACAAUAAUCUGACUGGAAGUAUUCCCAAUGAGCUUGGGAAACUGACAAAUAUGUGGAAGUUGCUCCUAGCAGAAAAUAGGUUGUCAGGUGGAUUCCCACGGUGUCUCUUCAACCUUUCUAGUUCUCUUCAAGUAUUACAGCUGGGGGAGAAUAUGCUAAGCAAGGAACUGCCUCCUAACAUGGGAGACGACCUACCAAAUCUCCAAAUGCUUUUUUUGUAUGACAACAUGUUUGAAGGUCAAAUUCCGGCUUCACUAGGCAAUGCUACAGGGUUAGAAUGGUUAGCAUUAGAAAAUAAUAAUUUAACAGGUAUGAUUGGAGAAUGCAUUGGGAAGCUAACACAGUUACACAUUCUUUACCUCCAAGCAAACAGCUUCAUUGGGCCAUUGCCAUCAUCCCUUGGUCAGCUUACUCAGUUGGAAGAGCUCAAUCUAGGAAACAAUAAAUUUGAAGGCCCUAUACCACUCCUUGACCAGCUUACUCAGUUGAAAUACCUCUAUCUAGGAAACAAUAAAUUUGGUGGCCCUAUGCCACCCACCUUAGGGAACUUGCAACAACUCCGGCAUUUAGACCUUAGCCAGAACAAUCUUGAGGGUAACAUACCUAUUCAGCUUGGCAGCCUUACAUCACUCACCCGCCUAUAUCUUUCCUCAAACAAGCUUACUGGCAAAAUUUCCUGAUACUCUGGGAAAAUUUCCUGAUACUCUGUUCAAAUGUCAGGAUAUACAAACCAUUCAAAUGGUCAAAACUUUCAGACAAAUCUAGGAGGAGAGUCAAAAGUCUGAACAUAGAGCUAGUCAGCUAGAGGUAAACUUUGUAUGUAAUCAGGUGUGAGAAACACCAAGCUUGACAUGUAAUUAUAUAUACUCCAAGAUUGUUAUUGUUUUCUUUUU